This is a messenger RNA of Rotaria sordida, 372 nucleotides long. The record is from the annotation of a GenBank genome assembly. NCBI's taxonomy places the organism in Eukaryota, Metazoa, Rotifera, Eurotatoria, Philodinida, Philodinidae.
AUGAUUGGUGUUUUGACAAAUUCAAAUUCAGUUCGUAUACCAAUUGUUCAAACUGGAUGUUGUAAAGCAGAAUUUGAUUCAACAUAUCCAAUUCAUCUAAAUGGUAUAAUUAGUAAAGAUGAAUUUCGAAAAUCAGUUAAUAAAAUUAAUCAUCCAGAUUCUUCAAAUAAAAAUUUAAAAAUUCUCAUAGUGGCUUCUAUUUUGAGCAUGAUAAUUGGAUUUGUAUGUUGUGUCGUUGCCCCAGCAGCAAACACUAAUACACAGUUAGUGGCAUUAUUGGUUGCAGGCAACAUAUUGAUGGCAAUUGGAUCAAUAAUUCUUGGUUGUUUAGGUUGUACCAUACACUCGAGACGUGUAGCACGAUGGCGAUAA